CUUCCUCUUGCAGUGUUUGGAUUAUUUUGAGUUGUUCGCGGGUUAAUGGGCAGAGCGUCUCUUGGGGGGCACCGAGGUGACGGAGCGGAAAAGCCGGAGAAGAGGCGUGGUUCCCGCUGCCCAAAAGCGGAUGCGAGGCCCUCUGAACCCGUAGUUGACGGCGGUGCCCUCGUUCCCGUCCCGCUCACCACCUCCCCAGUCCCCGCUCUUCCCACGGCAGGUGGCAAAGGCAGCGCCGAUGAGCCCGGCUCAGGUGGGUCCCGUGUCUCCCGGGCUCCCACCUGGCCCGCCUCCCGCCUCCGAGGACCAAAUUCGGACCGAGGAGCGCCCGCUCAUCUUCUCUGCGGGUCAGCCUCAGAGUCCAGAGCAGAGGGCAGCCUUGGGAGGGUCGCCUUUUCAUCCAGUGGACUGGGGUGCGGGCGAGAGUUUGCUGGGGGCCGCCUGUGCACGGCUUGCAGGUGCUGCGGAGUCGGCAGCUUUGGGGAAACCCGGGGUGUCUCCCCUGAAAAGUUAGCCUGAGCUUCUGGAAUCCAUGGAAGGUUGUGAAGGGAGUGGGGAUGAGAUGACCAUGUCCGAAGGCCCCAUGGCAGCGGCAGAAAUGCUUACGGACCCAGAACAGGGCCGUGUGGUCUUUGAGGACGUGGCCAUAUCUUUCUCCCAGGAGGAGUGGGGGCUCCUGGAUGAGGCUCAGAGACGCUUGUACCAUGCCGUGAUGACGGAGAUCUUGGCACUUCUGACCUCGCCAGGUUGUUGGCAUGGAGCCCAGGAUGAGGAGGCACGAUCUGAGCAAGCUCUUUCUGUGGCAGUGUCGCCAGCCAGGACUCCAGAGCCAGAUCCAUCCACGAGGACGGCCCGGCCAUGUGAGAUGUGUGACCCACUCUGCAAAUGCCUUGUGCGCCUGCCCAAGCAGGAUGGAAUGUACCCUGAUCGAGGGCCACACGGUGGUGCGACAAACCUUUUCCAGCAGGAAAAGCAUCAGGUUAGAGAUAAACUUUCCAGAAGGGAUGAGGGGCAGCCUUCCUGUCUGACAAAGAGCAGCGUUCACAUAGCAGAUGGGACCUCGACGUGCACAGGGGAUGGGAAGGACCUCCCAGGCAUCACAGGCCUCCUGCAGCAGCCGGGCCCUCACAGUGUGGGGAAGCCACACAGGGACACUGUGUGUGGGGACGCCUUUGGUGGUAGACAGCGUGACUACAGGUGCACUCAGUGUGGGAAAGCCUUCAGCCGAGAAAAGAUACUUGUUGAGCACCAGAAAAUCCACACUGGUGUAAGGCCUUAUGAGUGCAGCAGCUGUGGGUUGGCCUUUGUUCGAAAGUUUCACCUUGUUCAGCACCAGAGAAUCCACACUGGAGAAAUGCCUUUUCAGUGCAGUGAAUGCGGGAAAUGCUUUAGGUACAACUCCACACUCGUUAGUCAUCAGAGAGUUCACCGUGGUGGAGUAAGGUCUUAUGAGUGCAGCAAAUGUGGGGAAUUCUUCAAAUACAAUGCCAAUUUUAUGAAACAUCAGCGAAUUCACAAUGGAGAAAGGCCUUAUGAGUGCAGAGAAUGUGGAAAGUUCUUCAGGUACAACUAUCGAUUGGUAAGACAUGGCCGAGUUCAUACUGGAGAAAGGCCCUACGAGUGCAGUGAAUGUGGAAAAUUUUUCAGGUACAGUUCCACAUUCAUUAGACAUCAGAGAGUUCACACUGCAGAAAGGCCAUAUAAGUGUAACGAAUGUGGGAAAACAUUUAGGUACAACUCCACACUCAUUAAGCACCAGAGAGUUCACACUGGAGAAAGGCCUUAUGAGUGCAGUGAAUGUGGGAAAUUCUUUCGGUACACCUCUACCCUCAUUAGACAUCAAAGAAUUCAUACUGUAGAGAGGCCCUAUGAGUGCAGCUUGUGUGGGGAAUUCUUCAGGUGCAAGUCCAAGCUUAUUAAACAUUGGCAGAUUCACACUGGAGAAAGGCCUUAUGAGUGCAGUGAAUGUGGCAAAGCCUUUAGGUACCACUGCAGACUCAUUAGACAUAAGAGAGUUCACAGUGGAGAAAGGCCUUAUGAGUGCAGUGAAUGUGGGAAGUUCUUUCGGUACAGCUCCAACCUCAUUAAGCACUGGAGAAAUCACACUGGAGAGAGGCCGUAUGAGUGCAGAGAAUGUGGGAAAGCCUUUAGCCACAGGCACAUACUUGUGGAGCAUCAGAAAAUCCAUACUGGAGAAAGGCCUUAUGAGUGCAGCAAAUGUCAGAAAGCCUUCAUUAGAAAAUCUCACCUCGUUCAUCACCAGAAGAUCCACAGUGAAGAUGCGAGUGCUGUGAUUAUGGGGAACUCUUUGGAUGCUACUCCAGCCUCAUUAAGCAGAGAAUUCACAGCAGUAAAGGCCUUAUGAAAGGAUCUGUUGUACAGCAUAGGGAACUAUAUGCAAUAUCUUGUAAUAAUCUAUAAUGGAAAAGAAUCUGAAAAAUAAUUAUAUGUGUGUGUGUGUGUAUAUAUAUAUAUAUGUAACUGAAUCAAUUUGCUAUACAUCUGUAACUCUGUAAAUCAACUGUACUUGAAUUACAAAAAAUAAAAGGCCUUAUGAAUACAGAGGUCCUGGUACAUCAGGUGCUACUCCAAACUCCUUAUACCAGAGAAGCACUUCAUGAGCUGAUGUCGGAGUGGGCCUUAGGAGUCAGAAAAUAUGGGAACUUGUUUGGUACAGCUCCACUCAUUGGACCAAGAGCUCACACUGGAGGAAGGCCUUCUGAGAACAGUGAAUGUAAGUCUUUAGGUGAAACUCCAACUCCAUCAGAGAUUUCGCAGUGGAGAAAGGCCUCACUGCAGCGAUCAUGGGCAUAUGUUUAGCCGUAACUCCCAGUUCAUUCAAGCGCCAAAAA
This is a messenger RNA of Phacochoerus africanus (Common warthog), 2852 nucleotides long. Its product is annotated as zinc finger protein 548-like. The transcript has 4 exons. Gene Ontology annotation, biological process: positive regulation of reciprocal meiotic recombination; regulation of DNA-templated transcription. Gene Ontology annotation, cellular component: nucleus. The record is from RefSeq and is a predicted model, not a curated record. Gene Ontology annotation, molecular function: recombination hotspot binding; histone H3K36 methyltransferase activity; histone H3K4 methyltransferase activity. Bases 533 to 2365 code for a protein of 610 amino acids. NCBI's taxonomy places the organism in Eukaryota, Metazoa, Chordata, Mammalia, Artiodactyla, Suidae.